AUGGCGCUCCAUCAACACACCCAUGCCCAGCCUCUUUUCGAUCGCUCUGGUCACGCCGCUCGCUCUGGCAAGACCGAACAACAGCCUGAUGGUGCACCGCCGAUCAGCAGGUAUGGCGGCGGCUUCCCAUCGCCUCCUCAAUUCGAGAACAAGUAUGAAGAACGGGAGUACCUGAAAGGCCGCUUGGCAGCAGCUUACCGGAUCAUGGGUGCCCGAGGCUUCGAUGAGGGCGUUGCUGGACACAUAACCAUUCGUGAUCCUGUCGAGCCCAAGACGAUGUGGAUAAAUCCUUUCGGCACCAGCUUCUCGACCAUGCGCCGUUCAGACCUCGUACGUGUCGACUACGAAGGCAAUGUGCUCGACGGAGGACGCAACAGACUCAUCAAUCGAGCUGGCAUCAUGAUCCAUCGGGGACUCUAUAAGGCCAGGCCCGACGCUAAGUGUGCAGCCCAUUCCCAUUCGAUCUAUGCUAGAGCAUCCUCGACGUUGGGCAUCCCGCUGCCAAUUACGAGCCAAGGCGCAUGUGCAUUUUACCAAGACAUCGCCAGUAGCGGCUUCGAAGGCAUUGUGCUCGAAGGUGACGAAGGCACACACAUAGCCCAGGCGCUUGGCAAAAAGAAGGCCAUCAUACUUCAGAACCACGGCCUCCUCACUACAGCGGAUUCCGUCGAAGCCAAAAUUUUCUGGUAUGUCAGCCUUGAGAAGCUGUGCCACGUUCAUCUCUUAGCCUUAGCUGCCGUCAACGGCGAUCUCAACCGCAUCGUGCAGGUGAGCGAGGGAGAUGCUGCCGAAACUUACAAUUCAUUGGGCCUGCCCCUCUCCGGCUGGUUCAGUGCGAAACCGAUGUUCGACGAAGUUGCAGAGCAGACAAAGGAAGCUUAUCUUGCGUAA
This is a messenger RNA of Recurvomyces mirabilis, 891 nucleotides long. RefSeq lists its product as uncharacterized. Bases 1 to 891 code for a protein of 296 amino acids. The transcript is spliced from 5 exons. Gene Ontology annotation, cellular component: cytoskeleton. Gene Ontology annotation, molecular function: actin filament binding. Lineage: Eukaryota; Fungi; Ascomycota; Dothideomycetes; Mycosphaerellales; Teratosphaeriaceae. The record is from RefSeq and is a predicted model, not a curated record.